Molecule: messenger RNA, 612 nt
Organism: Closterium sp. NIES-65
Lineage: Eukaryota; Viridiplantae; Streptophyta; Zygnematophyceae; Desmidiales; Closteriaceae
Source: the annotation of a GenBank genome assembly
AUGUCGCUCCUUCCCGCGCUGUGUUAUCAGUCACACUCACAUCCCCUUCGUUCCCAUCCAUCGCCCGUGUGUCCCGCUGUGCCCCGCCGUGCCUUGCCUGCCGCGUCUCUGCGAAGCUCCAACCCAUUGAUUGCUCCAGAUCGCUCCUCUCCGCUUCUUCAAUGCACGUCUUCCCUCGCUGCCCUUCGCCUGACUCCACCUCCUACCUUCCCUGCUCUCUGUCCCGCUCCCCGCUCCACUCGCCCCCACCUCGUCUCAAUCUCCUCUCCAACCGUUUUUCCGCCCCCGUCCCCGACUCAUCCCACCCUGCGUCACACUGCUGUCUCCGCAUUUUUGCUGCCGCUGCCCUACCCAUCAGGCCCUGCACCUUCCACUCUCCUGACUCUCCCAAUCCCUCCCCUCUCCGCCUCUCUCCCCUCUCUCCCCCCUCUCCCACUCUCUCCCCACUCUCCCACUCCCUCCCCUCUCUCCUUGCUCUCCCCUCUCUCCGUUCUCUCCCAUCUCCCCUCUCUCCCGUUUUUCCCUCCUCUCCCCUCUCCUCCUUCUCUCCCCUCCCUCCCGCAUCCAACCCCUGUCCCCGCCCUUCAGCCACCCAGUGCCACGGAAUUCUGA